Molecule: messenger RNA, 642 nt
Organism: Lolium perenne
Lineage: Eukaryota; Viridiplantae; Streptophyta; Magnoliopsida; Poales; Poaceae
Product: probable histone acetyltransferase HAC-like 1
Biological process (GO): ubiquitin-dependent protein catabolic process
Cellular component (GO): SUMO-targeted ubiquitin ligase complex
Molecular function (GO): SUMO-ubiquitin ligase activity; ubiquitin protein ligase activity; SUMO binding
Source: RefSeq, a predicted model, not a curated record
AUGUUGGAUGCGGUAGGCCUCACCAUGGGGGUGGAUACCAAGUUGGCGAUGAGGCGCAGCAUUAACCGAGACAGGAUAUCCGAGCAUAUAGAGAGUAAGAAAUACUUGGCUAACUUGCAAGGGAUGCUGCCAGACCUUGCGACACAGCUCGAGGAAAUAUUGUUUAAAGUUCAUGGAUGCAAGAGGGAGUACUACAAUAUGGUGGAGCGGCUGUUUGAGCCAGAAUUGCAGCUUGCUAUCCAGCUCUUGAGUGUCCAGAACCCACAAAAUCAAGAACUGUCAAGGAAUAUCCAAACUUUCCCUGCAAUAGGAACAAAUUUUUGCGCACCUGGUAGUAUCAAGGGCGAAAGUGGAAAUCCUAUGAUGUAUUCAGAUGUGAAAUUUAAGAUGGGACUUGCUUCUUCAUCUCUAAUAGGAAAACAUCCCAAGGUGAUGGAGGCGAAGGAGGUCCCAAGGGAACUAAAGUUCAGCUGCCCAGUCUGCAUGAACGAGCUGGUGGAUGCAUCAUCCACCAUAUGCGGCCACAUCUUCUGCGAGAACUGCAUCAAGGCCUCUAUCCAGGCUCAGAGAAAGUGCCCUACCUGCCGGAAGAAGCUGACCCUGCGCGGUUUCCACCGGCUCUACCUCCCGGCGACAAACUAG